ACCCUCAUCUACAUGAUUGUUAUAUGAUACAUGGUUUCCUUUCUGAUGACACCACACUGAAACACUGAAUCAAAAACGAAACCAAGCAAUAAGGAUGUCAAACAAACGCAACUAGAGUCAGUGUUUAAGUCAGAGGACGUCCCGACUUGACACAGCCGGUUCGGUCAUGAGAAGCAAGCCAACAAGCAACCAAACAAAAAGUUGAAACUCUAGGCUACAAAAAGCACAUCCUUAGAGGACGUACGGAUAGAAAAUGGAGAACCGAAACAGAGGGGAAAGGGCAAGACCAAGACCAAACGCUGGGCAAAGAGGAGAGCUUGGAAAUAGACAGGCCAAUGGUGCACCAAAUUGGGAAAGACGAGGUGGUGGAGCUGGAAGAGGUGGAGGACGUGGCAGAGGAAGAGGUGGGGCAGGAAGGGGAGCAGCAAGAGGGCGUGGAGGAGGGCCCAUGAGAGAUGCCAUAUUCAACAGAGACGACCAUCAGGAGAACAGGAGGGCCGAGGGUCAGGCUCAGAGAGGAGGUGGGGGUGAUGAGGCCCAGAGAGGAAGAGGAGGGAGAAAUGGCGUCAGAGGCCGAUGGGCAGGGGCGGGCAGGGGCACUGGGAGAGACGGCACACCUCCGGUGCGAAAAAUAAGUUUAAAAUAUUUGGAGGAACUUAUGGAAAAGGAGGCUUCUGAGGUUGCCAUUACACUGUCCACCAACAGUGGUCUACAGGUUCUGCUGGAGGAGAGAACAAUGGGUCAUGAUCUGGUCCAGCUGCUUUGCGAGAUUUUAUGCAAAGCCUUCCAGUCUAAACAUGACCGCAAGACUGUCCAGCACUUGGCCAGAGUGAUAAAAGAUUCCGGGUUUAUGCGCACGAUACUGCCACAUUAUGUGACUGGAAUGAUGUCAGACCACCUCCCAGCUCGGCGAGAAAGAUACCCGCAGAAUUUGGACACCAUCAUAAGUCUGCUAAACAACGUGUUCAGCAUCUACCCCGCCAGUUCGGUCGGCGUGGUGUCCACCCUGGUGCUGCUCCUGAAGCCGGCCAUCAACCAGCUGCGAGCCUCGGGUCUGGACAUCCUGGAUGAGACCGAGGAGAGCCUGGACAAGGUCCAAGAGCUGGUGGGUCACCAGCAGCAGAAGGCCCGCGAAGGCACGCUGCGCUCGGACAACUACUCCUUCCUGGCGGCCGACGAGGACGCACCUCCGGGGGAGGAGGACUUCCGCACCAUGACCAUCUACCCCACGCCCGAGGAGUUCCACCAGGAUGAGAAGCCCUUUCUGAGGCCCAACAUCACGUCGCAGCGCUACCCUAGUGGUCACGUCUACCUGGACACACACUUCCGUCUGCUGCGGGAGGACUUUGUGCGGCCCCUGCGCGAGGGCAUCCGGCAGCUGCUCCAGACGCAGGCUGACCAGUCCCUGGAUGGCACGCCCAUGAAAAAGAGGCGUUUUGAUGACAUCCGGAUCUACUUUGACACCCGGCUGGUCGUCCCACUGUGCACUUCCACGGGCGUUGCCUACAAAGUGCAGUUUGACCCGCGUCCUCUUCAAUUUGUCCGCUGGCAGAAUUCCAAGCGGCUGAUCUACGGCUCUCUCGUCUGCCUGUCUAUGGACAACUUUGAUACCUUCCUAUUUGCCACGGUGACUGACCGGAAGGUGGAGGACCUCCAGCAGGGGCAGGUCCUUCUCAGCUUCUCUCGGGACAGCCGCCCAGCACUGGCCCGAGUGCAGCCCUCCGACUCUUUCCUGAUGGUGGAGACCACAGCAUACUUUGAGGCCUAUCGUUAUGUCUUAGAGGGCCUUCAAGAGCAACUGGUGGAAGACCUUCCCUUCCAGAGGUAUAUUGUAGAAUGCAACCCAGAUAUACAUCCCCCUGCCUAUCUUCGUACGGAGCCAAGGCAGUACAAUCUGUCCAGCAUCGCAGCUGAGGGCUUUAAGGACAGUGUGCAACCUUUCAACCCCCUGACCGCUGACGCGUGGCCCAGUGAGGAGCAGUUGGGGCUGGACGAAAGCCAGAUCAGAGCCCUCAAACUGGCCCUCACCAAGGAGCUGGCCAUCAUACAGGGACCACCAGGCACAGGAAAGACUCAUGUUGGACUGAAAAUUGCCCACGCCCUUCUGGAUAAUCAUGGAGCCUGGGGCUAUGGCUCUCCCAUGCUGGUAGUGUGCUACACUAAUCAUGCACUGGACCAGUUCCUGGAAGGAAUUCACAAGUUUUUGGAAAAGGGCAUUGUGCGGGUCGGAGGGCGAAGCAACAGCGAGGUGCUUAAGCGCUUCGCCCUCAGGGAGCUGACUCGCUCACCGCAAUUUCGCCGUGAACUUCCCCAGCAUCUCCGCCGUGCCUACUUUGAGAUCCAUAAGGAGCUGGCGGAAGCCGAGCAGCUGAUUAAAAGGCAGGCCGCCCAGCUGGAGUGCAGUCUGCGUGGAGUCAUCCACGAGCAGUUCCUGGAAAGGUACAUCUCCGAAGUGCACUGGGACAGCCUGUGUGUGCAGCCGCUUGCAGAUGGGUUCCAGAGUGUCGGCGAACGGCAAUCCAUGAUCCUGGAGUGGUUGGGCUUCGGAUCCACCCAUUUCCAGUACCGGCCCAACGGGAACCACGACGAGGAGGAGGAUGGCGUGGAGCCGGUGGACGUUGACCUGAUCGAGGUGGACGAGGAGGCCGAUCUGAUCCAGGCAGAGCGUGUCCUGGACGACGCCAUCCAUCGAGACCAGGACCGCGACCAGGAGCGAGAGCGCAAGAAGAGGAAGGACGAGGAGAACGUGGAGGAGCUGGCUCAUCUGAUGCUGGCCAUGAACGUGGGCAGGGCCCGGGCAGAGGAGGAGCAGCAGCCUCCAGGCCAGAGCCAAGCCGGGGAAGAGUGGGAGAUGCAAAAGCAGCAGAAGAGGAAGUUGAAGCAGACCAUGCGCGCCGAGCUGAAGAAGAGCUCGGCCAUGACCGAAGCCGAGGAGGCGAGAGUGACCAACAUCUGGACUCUUCCGCCAAAAGAGAAGUGGAAGCUGUACCGCCUGUGGAUCUACCGGUUCCAGACGGAGCAGCGCACGCGGGUCCUGCAGACCGAGCAAGUGUACCAGGACGCGGCCGAGCGGCUGGCCGAGAUCCGCAUGCGGGAGGACCUGUGCGUGCUGCGCGACGCCAAGGUCAUCGGCAUGACCACGACCGGGGCAGCCAAGUACAGGCAGGCCCUGCAGGAAGUGCGCCCCCGCCUGGUGAUCGUGGAGGAGGCGGCCGAGGUGCUGGAGGCCCACACCAUCACCACGCUCAGCAGGGCCUGUCAGCACCUCAUCCUCAUUGGGGACCACCAGCAGCUUAGACCCAGUGCCACGGUUUAUGAACUGGCCAGAAACUUCAAUCUGGAGGUGUCCAUGUUCGAGCGCCUUGUGACCGUAGACUUCCCUUACGUCCGCCUCAACUACCAGCACCGAAUGCGUCCUGAAAUCGCCCGUCUGCUCACUCCCCAUAUAUACUCGGAGCUUGAGAACCACCCCUCUGUGCUGGAUUAUGAGAAUGUUAAGGGGGUGCUUACCAACCUGUUCUUCGUGGAGCAUCAGGCGCCAGAAGAGGAGAUCAAGGAUGGCCGCAGCCACCAGAACAUGCACGAGGCCACUUUUGUGGUGGCGCUGUGCCGCUAUCUGCUCCACCAGGGAUACCAGCCCUCGCAGAUCACCAUCCUCACCACGUACACAGGCCAGCUCUACUGCCUGCGCAAACUCAUGCCCUCCAAGGAGUUCGCCGGGGUCAAAGUGCACGUGGUGGACAAGUACCAGGGCGAGGAGAACGACAUUGUCAUCCUGUCGUUGGUGAGGAGCAACCGGGAGGGGCGCGUGGGUUUCCUACAGAUCCCCAACCGCGUGUGCGUGGCGCUGUCGCGUGCCAAGCAGGGCCUGUACUGCCUGGGCGACAUGGGCAUGUUGAGCCGGGUCAAGCUGUGGAGCGCCAUCCUGCACACGCUGCGCGAGCACGGGCAGGUGGGGCGGGCGCUGGCGCUGAGCUGCCAGAACCACCCGGAGCGCCGCACGGCGGUGGCGUCGGCGGCCGACUUCGCCGGCGUGCCCGAGGGCGGCUGCAGCCAGCCGUGCGAGUUCCGGCUGGCGUGCGGCCACGUGUGCACGCGCGCCUGCCACCCGUACGACGCCGAGCACAAGGAGUUCCUCUGCGUCAAGGAAUGCCCGCGGGUGCUGUGCGAGCUCGGCCACCGCUGCCCACGCCUCUGCCACCAGAAGUGCGGCAAGUGCAGCCUGCCCGUCAAGAAGGUGAUCCCGCACUGCCAGCACGAGCAGAUGGUGCCCUGCCAUGAAGACGCCUGCCACUUCGUCUGCCAGGUGCCCUGCGAGAAAGCCCUUAAGUGUGGUCACGUGUGUGACGCCAAAUGCGGGGAGCCGUGCACGGACCGCUGUAUGGUGAAGGUCACCAUGACGCUCAAGUGCGGUCACACCCAGAAAGUGCACUGUUAUCAGGUGAGAGAGCCAGAGGAGCCGACCUGCCAGACCAAGUGCGGCACCACGCUCAAAUGCGGCCACCCGUGCCCGGGCACCUGCCAUGGGUGCAAGCGCGGGCGCCUCCACCGUCCGUGCAACAAGAAGUGCCAGCACGUGCUGGUGUGCUCGCACCAGUGCCACGAGCCGUGCACGCGCGACUGCCCGCCCUGCAGCCGGCCCUGCCAGAACCGCUGCGUUCACAGCGCCUGCCGCAGGUCAUGCGGGCAGCCUUGCGCCCCUUGUGCUGAGCCCUGUACGUGGAGUUGCCCGCACCGCCGCUGUGGCAAGCUCUGCCACGAGCCUUGUGACCGAGAGCCCUGCGACGAGCCCUGCGAUAAGCGCCUGCCCUGCGGCCACCCUUGCAUCGGCCUUUGCGGCGACCCGUGCCCCAGCAAGUGCCGCGUGUGCCACCGCGACGAGGUGUCCGAGAUCUUCUUCGGUACGGAGGACGAGCCCGGCGCUCGCUUCGUCCAGCUGGAGCACUGCAAGCACCUGUUCGAGGUGUCCUCCAUGGACACCUACAUGGCCCAGGACGAGGACCAGAAGGCCGGCUUGGACCAGCUGGUCAUCAAGCUGAAGGAGUGCCCCAAGUGCCGCGCGCCCAUUCGCAGGAACCUGCGCUACGGGGCUCACAUCAACCGCAGUCUGGCCCAAAUCGAGCAGGUCAAGGAGAAGAUCAACGGGAAUCCGAAUGACAUUAAGCAGAAGCAGAACGCCCUCAAAACCCUCCUGAGAGAACAGGACAACCUGAGAGACUUCCUCCAGGCGGAGUAUGGGCAGGUCCGAGACAAGCUGGACAAGUCCAUCCUCUCCCUGCGGGAACUGUGCCACCAGGAGAACCUCAUCAUGUUCCUGGAGCGCCUGGGGAAGCUGCUGAAGACCCAGAAAGAGCGCAUGUCCGGCGUGCCGGCCGAAGUCUUCUCCGUGCGUCUGGGCCAGUGCCUGCGGUUCCUGGAGGGCCACGGUCAGCGCUUCUCCGAGCAGCAGGUCUGGGAUCUGGAGCGCGAGCUGCAGAGGCUCUCCUACCUGGCCGAGCUCAAUAGCCGCUGUGGGAAGACCAGUCUGAUGAUGCUGGGUGUCCGGGUGAACGAGGAGGUGGACGCCCUCAGGCAGGUGCUGGAAGACACACGCCCGUUCACGGAGGCGGAUGAGCAUCGGGUCAAGCAGGCGCUGGCUGACCUGGACGCCAAGCUGCCCCGUAGCGGGCUGGGCAUCGACGAUCAGGAGAGGGUGAUGAUCGUCAAAGCUAUGGGUCUGCCCCAAGGCCACUGGUAUAAGUGUCCUAACGGUCAUGUCUAUGCUAUUGGAGACUGCGGGGGAGCCACGGAAAGUCGGAGGUGCCCAGAUUGCAAUGCCGUGAUCGGGGGUGCCAACCACAACCUUACAGCUGGUAACGAGGUAGCAUCUGAGAUGGAUGGCGCUCGACAUGCUGCGUGGUCUGACGCUGCAAACUUGUUAAACUUCCGCCUUGAUGACCUGUGAGUGAUUUCAUCACUUUGUCAGCUUGUGAAAUAUCAUUGAUUCAUGUGUGUUUUUUAAAAACUGCUUUUAUUGUUUUCAAUUUCAACAUUUUUCCAUAUUAGUGUGAUCUCAGUAUGAAUUGUGACAUGCAUUAAUACUUAUUAUGCAGGGCUAUGAAUGUAGAAUGAUUUGAUAUCUGUAAAAUGAAUGCACAGUGAUUUUACCUUUAAAUAAAGAUUUUAAAUAUAUUUUAUUUCAUGCUGGAAAACUACCUGAAAAUGAUUAUAAUGAUAUAUUAUGAAUUACGAACUGUACUCCUGUCCAUAUACACUGGAACUCCAUGUGAACCAAACAAUGUAGAUUUUUCAUGACUUGGUUAAUAAAAAAAAUAUUAUAUUUUAAACA
Alosa sapidissima (American shad) is the source of this 6328-nucleotide messenger RNA. It is a transcript of the gene znfx1, whose product is annotated as zinc finger, NFX1-type containing 1. The record is from RefSeq and is a predicted model, not a curated record. Gene Ontology annotation, cellular component: nuclear RNA-directed RNA polymerase complex; nucleus. Gene Ontology annotation, biological process: regulatory ncRNA-mediated heterochromatin formation. Lineage: Eukaryota; Metazoa; Chordata; Actinopteri; Clupeiformes; Clupeidae. The transcript is spliced from 15 exons. Gene Ontology annotation, molecular function: helicase activity; zinc ion binding. The coding region runs from base 254 to 5944 and encodes 1896 amino acids.